AUGGCGGCGGGGACGGCGAGCGUCGCCGCGACCCUGGCGGCCCACAGCCCGCAGACGGUGGCAGCUGCCGGCGGUGCCCUGGUUGGCCAAGGCGUCACCAACAUCUCGGCCAGCGUUCGCCGCAGCGCCCGGCACUUCCGAGAGCACGGGAUUCGUGGGCUCUGCUCCCACUUGGAGGACAACUUCCUUGAGGAUCUGGACGACGUCGAGGGCACGUCUAAGCUGAUUCCUCUUCACGUGCGGAUGUGUGUGCACAGCGGUAGGAACAUCCUCUCCAGCAAGGGCCAUCCCUGCGGGACAAGGGUGAAGGUGACCAUCGGCGAGGGCGCCAACGCCGUGGUGUUCGACUCCGAGCGGGCCCCGAGGUCCGAGAACCCCGUGUGGGAGUUCUGCCUCGAGCACAGCCUGGAGUUUGCCUCCUCGGGGCUGCCGCCGCGCGUGCAGGUAACGGUGACGCAGAGCGACGGAUACUCGUGGGCCGAGGACGGUCGAGCGCUUCUCGGCCUCAGGACCGACUUGGGCGGCGUGGAGAUCAAGCUGCCUGUGCGCCCGCCGGUCUGGCCCACCGUGAAGAACCUUACCCUUUCGCACCCAGUCCUUGGCACGGUGAAUCGAUCGCACGUCGACCCCUGCAAGAUAGCGCAGAUCCUGGUUGUGUGGCAGGUCACCGACCCAGAGACGCACCCAGAGGUCCUCGACCCUCUUCACGGCAGGCGGAUCAACUUGAUGUCGGUUGCCGAGCUGAGCAUGGACGGAGGCCAUGAGGAGAGGCAGAUGGUCUGCGUCGACUCAAGGGUUCGUAGUUUGAUGGUGUCGGGAUCGGCGGACACGGGUGAAGAGGUGAAGAUUCGUGUCGAUAUGGCGAUCAUCUUCCGGCGCGACGGCAACGAAGUAGCAGGCACGCACCGCGAGUCCAGCGAUGAACACGGCGACGACGAGGAGCGAGGCUGGUGGGAGGCUGCGUUUUCCGAGCCGGUGUUCCAGAAAGGGCCGCUGGCAGGAGCCGGGGGCCUGGUGAGGUACGUGUGGCAUGAUGUCGACAGAGCCGAGAGCGACGCGGAAGCUUCGUAUGCUUUCUGGCAUCCAGCGUGCAUGCAGCUUCGGGAGAGGACGGCAUAUUUGCCAGGCUACCACAUUCGGCUGAAGGUGGUCCAGGAGACCACAGAUGAGAGCGGCGAGAGCAGAGUGGCGGAGGUGGGCUCAUGGGAAGAGAGGCUGGAUUGGCUCCUGCAACACUGCGAGCUCGAAGGCUUGGAGUGGUUCAACGCCAUCCUGGUGGAGAAGGGCAGUUCGCGUGCCGUGGGUCAGGUUCAGAUGUCUGUGGACGUCUUCACCAGGCGUCCGCAUCAGUCACUCGAUCGCUACGAUGUAGAAUACACUGGCAAGAACACUUCGAUCGGAUUUAUUGAUUCGCGCGAGCAUCACACUCAGGAUAUUUACCUCACUAUACAUGGAGACCAGUUCCUCUUUGGAGAGAGCCCGUGGAAUGUCAGGCCUGUGCUCAGGGUGUUGCUGGGCCAGUCCGUGAGUGAGAAUGUCAUUAUAACAUCUUGUCACCUUGUUUCGUCCGACAGCGGAUUGGUAGAAUUUUGGCUUGAGGAUGUGCAUAUCUCGGCUCCAAAGAAUGAGCAGCAUUUGCGUCUACAGCUUUGGAACCAGGUCAAAAGUGGACUGAGCACAGAGGACGUGCUUGUUUGCGAAACCGAAAUCCGAAAGCUCGUGCCUCAUAAUAUCGUAUAUUGGCGGCAUUGUUUUGGUGGGUCCGUGGGGUCAACUUUUCCGUUUAAAUGCUUGCUGAUGUCGCGCAAUAUGAUGGCUCCUUCCGCCUACCGUGGAACGCUUGCGGUGCAUGCAGCCAGUCUCCCGCCAGACUUGGACAGAGUAAAACGACAUGUUCGCGAUGCUUACUUCGUGGUGCAGCUCUGCGUCCGCCUCCAUCGUGGGCUAUAUAUCGACGGGCUCAGGGGACAUAGUGUGAAAGUCUUCGUGAGAGUUGCAGGGUGCAAGGGCUUUCACGAAGAGGGCAAUGCAAUCUUGCUGUUCCAAGGGAAGGUCGACGAUGCCGGGGUGCUGCGCUUCAAAAGCACCGACGACAACAGCGGCGGCGAUCGCUGGUGGGUCCAGAAGAGGACGCCGCCGCUGUACGUGCCUCCCUGCGUGCGCUACGCUUAUAUCCAUAUAGUCCGGGAGGAUCAGGCCACCAGGCCCUGGAGUGCGGUCUUUGGGCGUUAUCGUCUGAAAUCUAGCCCACACGAGGCCAAGUGGAAAGAUUUGCGCUAUGACCAGUCGUUGGAGACGCCCACGCCAGCCCCUUUUAUAUCUACGCAUUUCGCGGGGUGCUUGCUCGGCGCCGCCUGGUUCGAGAGGGGAAAGGUGGUACGAGUGACCGUGUUUGUCGAUGAUGAUAUAAUCCAAGGGAUCUCUUUUGAGCAUGAGCUAGGUCACGGCGUGUCUACGUUCGGGCACGCAAUUGGGAUCUCCUCACUAUGGGACGUGCCUGGAGGCGAGCACUUGGUCAGUUUCAGCGCGUACUCCGACCAGGCGCUGCGGAAAUGCUGCUUCGGCACAGAGUCAGGCUUGUACAGUAGCCCCUGGUUCGGUGUUGGCCAUUACGCCGACCCCCCGAAGGAGUGGAGGGCGAAGCCCCGCUACCACAUCACCCGCCUGGAAAUGGAGCACGGCCUGUCGGGGCCGGUCCCAGUCGGCAUCGAGGAGUGUCGGCAUUCCGAGGAGGACACCGCAUUGGAGCGCCAGCGUCUCCUGCCCAGGCUCGGGGUGCCCCCGGAGGGCGUGCAGUCGGCCCAGCAAGACGGCCUCGGCCCAGUGCGGCCGCCCCGCCAUCACAGGCGGGGUGGCGUCCUGGCGGCGUUGUGCUGCUCGCCAGGGGGAGGCGCGGGCGAGGCGCCGCCGUCGGCCACCGCCGGAGGGCGCCUGGAUCUCGAGCAGGGGCCCGCCAGCGAGAAGGUGGCCGACCUGACGGAGCCGCAGGACUGGGGCAUCUUCUUCUGCCACGUGGACCUCCUCGCCGGCGGGAGCCUCUUCCCGCCCAGCAACUGCUCGGCGCUCCAGGCGGCGGGGCUGCUGCCGGAGGAGGGCUCGCUCCUGCAGAAGCGCUACCGGGUGCGCGCCGAGAGCUCCGAGGUGGACGUCGGGGCAGAGUUCGACCCGCGCCUCUCCCAGUCCCGCCGCCUGGCCCUGCCGGUGCGCCUCAUCGAGAGGGCGGUCCGGCCCCCAGAGCCGGAGUCGCUGUACGUGGAGCCCCCCCCGCCGGUGCUGGUCGAGGUGUCGGUCGUGGGGCAGGGCAACGGAGAGGCGCCCUUUGGACUCGCAGUCGUCAAGAAUUGCGAGUGGUGGCAGCACGACCUGGACCACGGCCUCGAGCCGAUCAAUCUGAACACAGCCCACAAGGCCCACUGGUACAUGCUGGACUCGGGGCACGUCCUGGAAUUCGAUCCCGACCUCUCCGGGGGCAUCUCGGCCGUGUUCCGCGAGAAGCCGAGGCUCCUCCUCGCCGCGCUGUUCUCGCGGCUCCAGGACGCCAGUGCUCCAGGGCGAAGUCUGCUCGAGACGCCCACGGGGCUCCGCGGGAGCUCUGGGCCACUCGGCGGCACAGGGCUGAGGGAGGAGACGUUUAUCAUCGAGGUGGACGUGCUCGGGAUCAGGAGGCUACACGAGUCGCUGCAGGGCUCCAGCCACGAGCUUGGACUCACCGUCGCCUCGCUGUGGCACGGCGACGGGGGCGGGCCGGGCGGGCAGGCGCCGGCGCUCAAGUUCGACUUCAACGAGGCGAAGAGCAAGCGCGGGGUGAGGGUCCCGUACCGAGACUGCGUGGCGCCCGUGAGCGCCAAGGACCACCCCAACGGGUCCGAGGCGCGGGUCGAGCGUGCCGUCAGCAUCCUGGCCCAGCAUUGCCACCUGUUCAAGAAGGAGCCGUCCCCGGACCUCCUCGGGUCCAGCCAGGAGCUGGAGUUCGUCGCCCUGGACACGUUGCAGGUGGGUGCCAACGCGAUACUCUUGCAG
This is a messenger RNA of Prorocentrum cordatum, 4020 nucleotides long. Lineage: Eukaryota; Dinophyceae; Prorocentrales; Prorocentraceae. The record is from the annotation of a GenBank genome assembly.